Molecule: messenger RNA, 2589 nt
Organism: Syngnathus typhle (broad-nosed pipefish)
Lineage: Eukaryota; Metazoa; Chordata; Actinopteri; Syngnathiformes; Syngnathidae
Gene: chkb
Product: choline kinase beta
Exons: 10
Coding region: 98-1510 (470 amino acids)
Biological process (GO): phosphatidylethanolamine biosynthetic process; CDP-choline pathway
Cellular component (GO): cytoplasm
Molecular function (GO): choline kinase activity; ethanolamine kinase activity
Source: RefSeq, a predicted model, not a curated record
AACGUUGUUACAGGGCCGUCACGUGUCCCCCGGUGUGCGAGCAAAAUAGGCGUUAAAGUGGGCGUCGGCACGAUGACUCCGAUGAAACCUUGACCAUAUGCGAUUAAUUAGAUAUGCUUUGGCUUUCCGUUUAGCCGGCAUUACUGGUGAGCGCCGUUCGUCACCAGUAAGCUCUUGUCGCUUUCUCCGACCCAUCGUUUGCCCCGGUUCUCCUCUACUCUUAGCCCGAAGACACACAAUGGAGGCAGGUAGCAACAUAAGCGGCGACGCAGUCCCGCUAGACGAGAAGAAGCCGCCGACCAACUACCAGUUACUCGUUCUCGCCCACGAGAGGACCUCGAGAACCCCGAGUCCACUUUUGUGUGCCAAUGGAGACGACGACUCCGAGGCGGAGUCCUUCAAGGGUGGCAGGACCGAGGAAGUGGACCGCGACACAAAGGAGAGGGCGUUCGCGUGGUGCCGAGAUUUCCUGUCUGGAGCGUGGAAAACUAUCCAAAUAAUGGACUUUCAAAUAAGCAUCGUAAGUGGCGGCCUGAGUAAUCUUCUGUACCUGUGCAGCCUGCCUGACUACGUGCCUAGCGUGGAGGAAGAGCCUCGUGAAGUGCUCCUCAGAAUCUACGGUCCCAUUCUCCAGGGUGUGGACGCUCUGGUGUUGGAGAGUGUAAUGUUUGCUAUCCUGGCCGAGCGAAAUUUGGGACCAAAACUGUACGGUAUCUUCCCACAAGGGCGCUUGGAGCAGUAUUUUCCGAACACUCGAAUGCGCACUAAUCAGCUGUCAGACGCUGACAUCUCUGCUGAGAUCGCCACAAAAAUGGCUCGUUUUCACAAAAUGGUCAUGCCAUUUAACAAAGAGCCCACCUGGUUGCUUGGGACCAUUAACAAAUACAUGGAUCAAGUGUUGACGCUAACUUUUACACGUGACAUUCAUGUGAAGAAGUAUCAGAAGCUGAUGAAGCUCAACCUGGAAAUGGAGCUGAAGAACCUCCGUAAGCUACUAGCAGAAACGCCAUCACCUGUAGUCUUCUGCCACAAUGAUGUCCAAGAAGGUUUCUGUACCUCUGGUGUCUCUGCAGGUAAUGUUCUAAUUCUCCACAAGGGGGACCAAACCUCAACAGACCGACUGAUGCUCAUCGACUUUGAGUACAGCAGCUACAACUACAGGGGUUUUGAUUUUGGAAACCAUUUCUGUGAGUGGAUGUACGACUACACCUACAACCAGUGGCCCUUCUUCAAAGCCACACCAGAGGAUUACCCAAGCAGAGAGCAACAGCUUCAUUUCAUUCGAAAUUAUCUCUUGGAGCAAAGAGGAUGCGGUGACCAAAACGUGGACCAAAGGCAGAUGGAGGAAGACAUGAUCAUUGAAGCCAACCGGUAUGCGUUAGCGUCACAUUUUCUGUGGGGUCUUUGGUCCAUCAUCCAAGCGAAGCUCUCCAAGAUUGAGUUUGGCUACAUGGAUUAUGCCCAGGUCCGCUUUGAUGCCUACUUCAAACAAAAGAAGCUCUUCUCCUGAAGUCCUGCUUGCUUGCACUCAUGUAAAAAUACUUUUUUCUUUGUUUGUACUUUAUUUAAAUACAUUACAAACUAUUCCUGGGCCUCAUGCUUUGAGAACAGUAUUCUUACGCAGAAGUAGUCCCAAGCAAGUUCUAUCAAUCCAUUUGGAUUUCAAGGUCUAAACCCCACCACCACGAUCCAGUAGUUUAUUGUGGACCACUUUUUGACAUGAGCAUUUGUUUUGUCCUUUCAUUGUGGGAAGGCGCUUGUGUCUUUAUUUUUGACGAGCGAACUUGAUCUGAUCAUUGAUGUUCCGUCCACAUUAAUAUGAAGAAAGCACAUUAAGAGAACUGUAAAAUGAAGUGGUUUUUUUUCUGUUUAUUUGAUGAUUAAACUGUCCUGGAUAAAAUAUUAGAGACAUUAAACGAAAUGUGUUUUGAGAAUUAAGUUAUAAUUUAGGAGAAUUAUGAAAAGUUGUGAUACUGCACAGGGAAAAAUCUUUUUCAGAAAAAAGUCUUCAUUUUACAAGAAAUGAACAGAUUUCAUGAGAAAAGAUGCAGAAAAAACAUCAUUAUGGCUUUAUUGUAAUCCUCAAAUGAUUCCCUAAUAAACUUUCUUUGUUGCAACUUUGUCAUAAAAUUCUGAAAUCAUAUUACAAGAAAAAAGAUGCAAUUACCUAAAAAAGCCCAAAUAAAAGUGAUAUGACGGGAAUCUCAUCAAUUUAAAAGAAUAGUCAUAAUGCAAGAAAGAAAACUGUGACUAAAGACUGAUAUAUGACAAAGUCAGUUUUCCAAAGGGAUUAAAAUUACUUUGUUUUUGAGAAUUAUUAUGUGCGAUGGGCAGUAACAGGACAGUAAUUAUUCGUGUCUCAUGUUGAUACACUGUCUUGUCAAGGUAGCACAAAUGCUCCUUUAUACUCUGAUACUAUUGUACUCCACAAAAUAACACUCUUGGGAUAUUUACUAUUUAUGGUGUCAAUGCAGAUUCGGCUGAAAAUAAAAAUACGACAGGACAGAUGCUUCAAAGACAAAAAUUAAAACAAUCAGCAACUUGACAUCGACAUGUUUAUAUUUUGCUGAGCACAACUUCAAAUAUAUG